Ictalurus furcatus (blue catfish) is the source of this 3097-nucleotide messenger RNA. RefSeq names its product syndecan 2 (gene sdc2). The record is from RefSeq and is a predicted model, not a curated record. Bases 308 to 946 code for a protein of 212 amino acids. Lineage: Eukaryota; Metazoa; Chordata; Actinopteri; Siluriformes; Ictaluridae. Gene Ontology annotation, biological process: cell migration. Gene Ontology annotation, cellular component: cell surface; membrane. The transcript is spliced from 5 exons.
UCGGCUUGCAGUACAGCGGACUCACAACCGCACCAUACAGACUGCGAGUCAAAUAAACAGUCGUUUUCAGGAUUAUUUCCGCACACAGCACUUCACAUUCUGGGAAAACGCAAAGAAACAAAGUGCGCUGUGGAGUAGUCUGAAGAGAGAGAGAGAAAGAGAGAGAGAGGAAAAGCAACACGUAUCCGGUGGGAUUGGGCUCCUGAGUGGGUGAGAGAGAGAGAGAGAGAGAGAGAGAGAGAGAGUUACUCAGUAGAAGAGAUUUGUUCGCUUUGCUGCACGAAGCCUCGCGUUUGUCCUGGGAAUUAUGAGGAACCUUUGGAUGAUAUUGACCCUCUGCUUGACGGUCUUUCUUUCUGGGGAAAGGAUAUUGGUCACGGCUGCAAAGUCUCCAUCCCCCACAGAUGAUCUGUACCUCGAGGACGAGGGGUCUGGAGGAUACCCCGAAGAUGACGACGAUUUCAGCUCUGGGUCAGGCUCAGGUGCUGGUGAGGAAAAGGAGGUGAUGGUUACAGCAAACACACUAUUCAUAGCACCCAAAGCAAAGCCUACGCAGGACACCACCAAAGACUUCACACCCAGAGCGGAGACUUUCACAGCCCGGAACUGGGACCAAACAAGAGAACUGCCUAGACAGCCUGUCAGGACAGAGCCCCCGGUUCUUGUCACGGAGGAUUUGCGCAGAAAUUCAGUCGCCGGCACCACCAGCUCUCCUUCUUCCCCCAUAGUGCCCUACGAAGUGCACUCAGAAAACCUCUUCCAGAGGACAGAGGUUCUGGCAGCCGUCAUCGCAGGCGGAGUUAUUGGAUUCCUCUUUGCCAUCUUCCUCAUCCUCCUUUUGGUGUACCGCAUGAGGAAGAAGGACGAAGGCAGCUACGAUCUUGGUGAGAGGAAAACCUCCGGAGCAGUGUAUCAGAAGGCUCCUACCAAGGAGUUUUACGCAUAGACUCCCUUUCCACAACUGUCUCGUAAGCUAAACUUCAUCAGUGACGGCAACGACGGUCCCAUAUCGCUGACGACGACAAACACGUUCAAGUAAAGAUCAAAACUAAGACAGCAACCGAGGAACACAAGUAACAUAAAGAAAGCUUUCAUGUAGAGUAUUGUAAUUCAGACCUUUCUUUCUUUUUUUUUAAUAAAAAAAAAAACAAAAACAAGCAAUUAUGGUAAAUCUCAGUGUAUUUAAACUUAUAUUGUGUAUUAUUUGAAAAGGCUGAAAAGACAAAAAACAAAAAAACAAAAACACCACCAUACAAUCUGUAAAGGUGAGGAGUUUUCAUCUGUCUUCUGUCAAAGGAGCUGUUUUUAGUCGCUGACUACUUUUUAAUUCUAGCAGUAUGUAUUUGUAAAGAAAACAAAAUUUAAGUGGAAACAAUUUGAAUAGAAUUGUUCUGUAUCAGGCCUGCUUUCUUUUUCAGCAUUAUUUUGUCCUAGCAUGUGUAAUGUUGAUGUUAAAGGUGUAUUUCAUUAACUUAUCUUUUUCCUCUGGUGUUUAAAAAUGCCUUUCCUUGCUUUUCAUGGAGCUGUUUUUGUCUCUGGAUUGACCUUUAUCCUUCAGUGUAAAUGUUCACCCUGUUUUUUUUUUUACUUUUUUUUUUUUUCUCUCUCUCUUCUUUUUUUGUUUUUUCCUUCCAUUUCUUCUUAGCCCUCAUGCCCACAUGAUCAAUUGUCGAUUGAUUGAUAUAUAUAUAUAUAUAUAUUUUUCCAUUUUGGUGUAGCUCUAGCUUCAUAUGUAAUAUCGCUUGUGUUUCGGUCAGUAAUUGGACAUAAAGGUGGUAGGUGACAGGACAUGUGUAGAGCAAAAUCUACCCACAUAUAACUUUAUUAUUUACUUUAAUUUCAUCCCAUUUGGUACGUGUAGAUGCAGAGUUUGAGUAAAAAAAAAACCCUCAUUUUUCCUCCUCGCGACACUGCAUGGUAGUCAGACGCUCAUUUCAAUUUAGUUUAUUAUGACUUCCAUCUGUAAUGCCUGGAUCCACUAUGAAUUUUCCUCGGAAUCCAUUCCAGUGGGAACCGGUUGUUUUUGGCACUGACAUCAGUCGUAUCUGUGUGUCUAUAUUAGUGAUUAGAAGGAAGUGAUGUUUCUGGUGUUUCAGAAAAUCCUAUUUAAACAUGGUGCGUUUCUGCAUAUGCUGACGGUCUUUGGCUUGCGCUUAGGCUGAACGGUUGAGUCUGCUCCCCCUGAUUUGUUUGUUCCUCUCUCUUGGGUGUGAUGCCUUUGGCUUUUGACCCUGCUUAGCUGUCCUCCAGAGACACGGGUGGCUUUUUGCCAAUGUUUUGAUGCUUCUGAUAAUAGCGUGCAUUUUUGCCUCAAGGGCAAUCCACACGAAACAGUUUUGAUCUAAUCAGGUCCCUUUUGUGUUAGGAGCUAUACUUAGAAGUGGAGAACUGCUCCUAAUAACGAUCUGGUGCUCAUCUAAAAUGAUAAUGAGUCCAGGAAGUUCCUUCUCAGUGUUUUUUUUUUUUUUUUUUUUCUUUUCUUUUCUCCCCCCUCUGGAAGUCUGUAUGAGUUCGGCAGGUCACGAAGUCGUACUGAGAAGGAGAACAGGACGAAGAGGCCCCUGUUUCCGAACACGUCACACACUGCAUACUGAACUCCACACGUUCAUGAGUUUCGCUUCCUGUUGCCAACUGUUCAUAGUGAUAACCCCUCUGACAUGAUCCACCUUAGCUGGACAUGAAUACAGAAAGUUACUGCAAAAAAGAAAUCAAGGAUUCUUCUAUUGUGGUAUCAUAUUCCCUUGGCCAGCUUUGAGUUUUCACAUUUUUAUUGAGACUUUAUUAUUUUUAAAAAAAAUUUUGUUAUCCUUUAGACAUUUUAAAGACGAGUCCAAAUGCUUAUUCGCAUAUAAAAAACUAUAUAGAAUAAAAUAUAUAAAUGUAUAUUCACAAAAUGUUUUAAACCUUCAAAGUGCCUAUCAUUUGGAAAUGUGCUUGUGUGUGUAUCGGCUGAAGGCAGUGUGUGUACAUCAGAGUGGCCAGAGCAACUGGUAGCGUGUAAGCACAGCUGACUGUAAUGGUAACCUUUUUUAGUCUUACAAAAUGCAGACAGUAUUGUAAGUUGAAACAACACUACUGAAUAAACAUUGUGGCCUAA